Molecule: messenger RNA, 969 nt
Organism: Prunus armeniaca (apricot)
Lineage: Eukaryota; Viridiplantae; Streptophyta; Magnoliopsida; Rosales; Rosaceae
Source: the annotation of a GenBank genome assembly
AUGGGUCUUUCCAAGGAACAGUUGCUUGCUCGUUUAAAGGAGCUUCAAAUUGGUUUUUCCCAGUAUGAACAUCCUGUUGUUUUGACAGUUGAGGCUCAGGCAAAAUAUGUUGGACAUCUGGGAGGUGGACUGAGUAAAAAUUUGUUCUUGAAGGACAAGAAGAACAGGUUCUAUAUUGUUUCCGCUUUGGCAGAUACUAAAGUAGAUCUGAAAGUUCUAUCUAUAAGGCUUGGUUUGGGAAAAGGUGGUUUGAGAAUGGCUCCUGAAGAAGCACUUGGAGAAUUACUUCAGGUCCCACUUGGUUGUGUUACUCCGUUUUCACUGGUGAAUGAAUCUGCAAGGCAUGUCUCUCUGUUGUUGGAUCAAAAAUUUAAAAGUCAGGAACAUUGCUUCUUCCACCCAUUGUCGAAUGACACAUCAAUCUCACUUAGCACCCAUGAUCUCGAUAAGUUCCUUAAAUCAAUUGGGAGAGACCCCUCAUAUGUUGACUUGGAGGCUAACCCUUCAGUUGGGAAAGAUCAACCGCCAGAUCUUGCUUCUCUUGUUCCAUCCGGUUCCACAGUGUUGCCCAAUCCUCCAGAAGCAGAAGCUUCCUCAAAAGGUUCCAUCGAAAAUCCAGUUUCGGUCAGUAACAAGUCAACGACAAGUACAGCAAAUGCUACUAAGCCAUCCACUAAUGCAAAAAAUACUAAGGACAAACCAGUCAAUGGUGUUCACGUAUCAAAGUCCGUAACAGAUGUUGGAAAGUUGGUUGAAGAUUUACUGGAUAAAACAUCUGCAUUACUGCUUUCAGAGACCACUGAGGAGACUAUUAAGAAACAUGGAGCACAGCUGGGAGCUGCGAUAUCAAAUAGUAUCAGAAGCCAUCUUCGUGCAGAGUUGGAGAGCACCAUUAUGACGUUCAAAAACUCAGCAUAUACUGAAGGGUUUCAUGCUGGUGUACACCAUCAUGCAAAGCGUACAUAUUGA